AUGAAGUUCUCCGCUGUUCUCCUCGCCUCCGCCGCCGCUCUUGUCUCCGCCAAGAAGUUCACCAUCGUCGCCAUCCGAUCUGGCUCCGACAUCCAGAACUCCCCCGUCGUCUCCGACGGUAAGAAGCUCGUCCUUGGCGGUGACGGUGGCAUCCCCACCACCUACGAGGUGAAGGAUGGUGUCCUCUACGCCAACGACAAGCCCGUCCAGUUCGGCAACGGCGCCACCAUUGAGGAUGGCGAGGGCCAGGGAACCGACGGCGUCACCGUUGACGGUCAGGACCACCUUUACGUCCCCAACUACACCUUCACUGCCUGCGCUGCCCAGGGCCGAGCUUACAAGUACACCGUCACCUCCUCCGAGGACUGCAACCAGGGUGCUACUCCCUUCGCUGCCCGUGUCAUCUACCAGGAUGAGGACUCUAAGACCGAGUCUGCCGCCGCUGCCGGAAACGGUACCGUGGUCACCAAAACCGGUGUUGUCACUGCCCAGUCCACCGCUCUGGUCACCAUCACCUCUUGCGAGGAUGACAAGUGCCACAAGCCCACCGGUGAGCCUUCCCAGCCCGCCCAGGCUACUGAGCCCACCACCGGCCCUGCCCAGGCCAACGGUGCCGCUGCUUUCGGUGUCUCCGUUGCCGCUGCCGGUGUUGCCGCCGCUGCCCUGCUUAUCUAA
Molecule: messenger RNA, 675 nt
Organism: Yarrowia lipolytica CLIB122
Lineage: Eukaryota; Fungi; Ascomycota; Dipodascomycetes; Dipodascales
Source: RefSeq, a predicted model, not a curated record